CCCGUCAGCUGCUCGGCGGGGCGCUGCGGAGGCUGCGCGGGGCGGGGACUGGCGCGGGAGGGAGAAGAUGGCGGAGGCCGAGAUUUGGGUAUCUCCUAAUUGAGGAGAGUCAAAAUACUGAUUGCAAGUGAAUCCUCCUCAGUCAGCCUGCUGGAUGUCUCUGAGAAUAUAAGAAGUCAUGGCAGAAAGUGAUGCAAUGCCAACCUUACCAAAAAAGUGUGGCCCAUACAUUUCAUCUGUAACCAGUCGUGGCAUGAAUUUGGUAAUUCGUGGUAUAGUGCUGUUUUUUAUUGGUGUAUUUCUUGCAUUAGUAUUAAACUUGCUUCAGAUCCAGAGAAACGUUACUCUCUUCCCCCCUGAUGUGAUCACAAGCAUCUUCUCCUCAGCCUGGUGGGUACCACCUUGCUGUGGCACAGCGUCAGCUGUGAUUGGGUUAUUGUACCCAUGCAUGGACAGACAUCUGGGAGAGCCACAUAAAUUUAAGAGAGAAUGGUCCAGUGUAAUGCGAUGUGUAGCAGUCUUUGUGGGAAUAAAUCAUGCCAGCGCUAAAGUGGAUUUUGCCAACAAUAUCCAGUUGUCUCUCACAUUGGCAGCCCUGUCAAUCGGACUGUGGUGGACAUUUGAUAGAUCACGAAGUGGCUUUGGUCUUGGAGUAGGGAUUGCUUUCCUGGCAACAUUGGUGUCACAACUUCUGGUCUACAAUGGAGUUUAUCAAUACACGUCUCCAGAUUUCCUUUAUGUUCGUUCCUGGUUGCCAUGUAUAUUUUUUGCUGGUGGAAUAACUAUGGGCAAUAUUGGCAGGCAGCUGGCAAUGUAUGAAUGCAAAGUCAUUGCAGAGAAGUCUCACGAGGACUGAGGAGAAACAAUGUGCACCUUUUAAACAGGAAGAUAUCUGACAAAUGACUGUUGGAGGAGCAUAAGGAACACUUGACUAUGAAAUUGCCAAAAUGCAAUUUUUUUUUCCCUUGAGUGGUAUACUUUACUGCAAUCUGUGAUUGCUGCUUCUAUAGAAACCUUCAUGUCUGAUUUUGAUUACUGUGAAGUUACAAUAGUAUGCAAUACAUUUGACAAUAUCGGUUCAAUUAUAGGAUUCAUUUUUCCAAAUCUAAACUGAGUUUACCAUAAAUUCUUGUCUGUCCAUAAUGUCGCAGUGCCAAACUGAACCUUUGCACUACGUUUCUGUAGCUGAAACUUCUGCUUCACUUUAUCUUGAAAGUUUUGAGGAAUUUAUCCUUAAUAGCUCAGUGAAAGACAGGGGAUUUGAAUUUAGGAAUGAAGAUCUUCUCUUUCCGUGUUGAUAGCCCAUAAUAUCUUGGUGAAAUUCAUGGAUUACAGGUGAGCCUUGAUGCAAUAAGUAACUGAUUUCUGCCUGUUAACACACUGUAUCAUUCUUCUUACAUCACAGGUGAGGAAAUUUAAUAUAGGUUGUAUGGGUUAUUGCCGUAUCACUUCAUUUACCUGUGAUACGUGCCCAGUAUCACAGAAUACAGAAACGGAAACUGAGGCUGUAAAUUAUUUGCUGUUUUUCCCCAGGUACAACCAGUAUACAUGUUUGUAUAUGAAUUUGUGUGGACCAUCAUCAGAUAUGGACAGAUUCUGAAACUACCUGUUGUGUUGAGUAAUGGGGUACAAUCUCUUAAGCUGACUUUUGUUGAUCCCUUAUAAAAAAAAGAAAAAAAAUCUUAGGGAGUUUUUAUUGUGAAACUUAAUUCUGCUGAACUAAAUCAGCCACUACCGUAUAGUGUCAUAAACCCCUCCAUUACCAAUGUUACUUUUGAUAGUUCUUGUCUACUACCUGCUCUGUCUGCAGGGAUCAGCAGGAGGAGGCAAGGCUGUAUUUUAGGUACAGAGAUAGCCCUUAUGGCUGCGACUACAGUCCAGGCAACCAUAAAUGCAUUUAUUCUCAUAUCUCUGAGGUAGAGAAAUACUGUUACCCCUAUUUCACAGGUGCCUGUGCACAGAAAGUCUGACAGGCCAGAGCUGAAAUAGGCUGUGUGCUGAUCGCUUCCCUCCUUAAGAAGAAGGAUUUUAGUGUGUGACCCAUAUUUGGGGACAUACGUGGAAUUUCCUCUUGGCUUUGCAGCUCCCUUUUAAGACCGUGACAUAAAAGAACUUGUGCAACAAGGCAGAAAGCAGACUUCAAGAGGACACUGCUAACCUGCGCCAGCAGUGAAUUUGUCAUGGGAUGUCUCUGCUUUUUCUCCCUUCUGUCUCCAUGUUGAUGAUGUUUUAAUGUAUUCGUUUUCCUCUUUUGUCUUGAAGUACUGUUUUUUUAAAUCUUCCAUGAAGGGUUUAUAAGACAUGUUACAAUCACCUAGGGAGGCUGGAGUUGGUCCAAAGAACAACUAGAUGUUUAGACAAGUUUUUAUUAAUAAAUGUGUGUAUGCAUUGUACACAAAGCUUGAAAUAGGCAAUUCUUUCUCAAUCUUAGAUGCUUAACUCUUAAGUCUGAAAAGUAUGCAGUGGAGUGCUUCCAAAAGCAUUGUAACAAAAGAGGUGGUCACAAAAGGAAAAUUUCUUGAAUGGAAAAGUGUAAAAAUAAUAAAUAAGCAAAUUAUAUAUAAAGAGCUUGGUUCUGCAGCUCCGCAAAGUUUCAUCAGCUUAUCAUGGUUCCAUGACAAUUCAGCACCUGCAGCACGCUUCAUUGGGUAAUGUUUCAGGAAAGCACUUACAGAUGCACUUUGCUUUUAGCAGAGGUAGAUGAUGUUUAAGUAGAUCCCUGACUAGAGAUUUUCUUUUAAUCAAACCAUAUGGCAAUAAGAAGCAUUUUAUUAAUAAAACCAAGAAACUGUUAGAGCAUGAACUAAGGGUGAGUUUACUUAGGCAGGCUCUGGCAUUUCACUGAAGCAGCUGCUGGAUCCUUUUCCGUGCAGUAUUUGGCCUCAUCCGCCUUCUUCACUUAAACAAAUGGCUUCAGCUUGGUGGGCAGUAUGAUGAGUCCUCCUGGAAUUAUCAGGGCGUGAAUGGCAUAAAAAUUCAGAUAUUUCUUAUCCUAACUGUAGGGAAUAACAUGGUACCUCAGUAGCCAAUGUGCUGACUUGGUAAACACUUUACUUUCAUCAUGACCAAUACGUGUACGCAACUCAAGAUGAGUAGUUAUUAUUAUUCACUUGGUGGUAGAACUGCUUUUACCUGCCAGUCUAAAUAUUUACACAGAAGAAGCCUUGUGUAUGUUAAAAUGUGCAGUAUGUGAGAAGUGGUUAUUGUGCAUCUGUGGCACACACUUUACAACACUUCGCACUCAGAUUCAUCUAAACCCAACUAGACUGCGCUGUCCACUAACUUGUUUUAAAUUUCAUUUUGGAAAUUUUAAGCAUGUUGUGCAAAGGCAGCAAUCAUCCAAAAUAAAUUUGGGUGGAGUCCUUUAUUAUAUGUGUUUUAUUAUUUUUUUAUUCUUAUUUGUCUAAAGUCGAUGCAAGAUUCACAUCUUGGAUGUAAUUUUUUUUUUUCAAACUAUGUUGUAAUUUUAUGGCUGAUGUGUUCAAAUCCUGAAAAAGGUUUACGAUGAGAAUGCUGACACAGCCUUAACUGUAGUGGUGUGAACAUGCUGCUACUGUAUAGCCUGUAAUUAUAACAUUAGACUCUUAAAAAUGUUGUUCAAUAGAGAAUGAAUAAGGUAUAUUUUAGAUACAACUUUAUAAGCACUAUAACCUCUUAACUAAUUAAGCAUUUUAAAGUCUAUGUUGUUUAAACUGGCAAAUUGCUGUUAAAAGCAAAAUGUACAUUAAAUACAAUUACAACCUUGCUUGAUAGGUUUCUUCUUUCUUUAAGAAAUCAGACAGAUUUUUAAAAUACAAUGAGUUGCCUUCUAUCAGCAAUCUCGUAAUAAUUUUGACCAUUGAGCUGGCAUAUUGGUUGCACAAAACACCUGUCUAGAAAUACUAAAGAAGAAGCAGGCAAGAUCAAAAAGGCAGCGAUUCUAUCAUAAUUGGCAUGCUGAGCAGCCUUGGAAAAUUUGCCCUGUUGAAUCUGCAAUGGGAAUAUUUGAGCUGGGGGAAAAUAAGCCAGAUAACUGGAGAUGCAAUAUAGAAAAUAGAGAUUUAGAUAUAAAUAGCCCCUAGGAAUAUGAAAAUAACAUGAACGGCAGGGAAUCCCAUAAUAUGGUAUUUGUAUUUAUUAAUGGUCUGGUCUGAAUGUUAUUCUGCUGUUCACAGGCUCUCCCUUCUCAGUGCCCAUCACCCUGUCUCAAAAAAGAUGUAACAAAGGUUUGGAAAUGUGUAGUGAAAAAGCCUCCAGGCAGAGGCGGGGAGAGACUCCUCAGUACUGGAGGUGCAGCGCCCGCAGAAGUCCCACAGCCAGGACAGCACCGCCAGUGAAGGUUGGAAAGAGUGCAGGAGUGAAAGGGAAAAGUGUUUGUGUUGGAUGAGGCAACCUGCGAUCCAAAAACCCUAAAGCUGCUGUCAAAAUGCAGAGUUCUGGGCAGGCCGAGUGUCUGACCAGGCAAAUUACAGCCAAGGACAGGAAUAACCAUUUUACCUGCUCGUAGCACUAAGUUCAGUCCAAAGCACUCUGGCAAAGCUGCUUCGCUGGAGAGUUUACCUCUCCGUGAGAGCAUCGCCCUGGGGAACAGAAACUCCAGGUCCUUCCUGCCCAAGUUCAGCCCCAGGGUGUCGCAUGGAAAGUUGCCCGUUUCUGAGAGGACGUUCCACCAGCCGGGCUGCCAGGCUUUCGUGAAACGCAUCUUGUGCCUCCCUUUAUAACGCGGUUGCUGUAAGCAGCUAGAAGGAGAGUAAACAAAGAAACUUUUCCUCUGUAGCUUCUGUACUUCUGCCAUCUGGCUGGGAGCUGCCACAGGGACCGGUGGGCAUACACCAGCCUUCCCUUUUUAUCUCUCUCAGCAUGUGAGGAAGGGGCAUGAUUUUACCAGCUGCGUCACCCUGGACAUUUUGCAUAUGCUUUUUACAUUUUGGAGGGGUGUUAGCAAUAAUUCCUAAUGGUAAUGGAUGAAUAUAACCUGUGGAAGUGAUGUUACAUAUCAAACACAGUGCUUAUAAAAGCACACGCACAGCUGGGCAGAGGGAACGCGUGUCUUGUCGUGGGAAUAGCUAUCUAAUGCUGUUAGUUUUGAUGCCAGUACUAAAUGCAAAGCAUGAGUAAUUUUGCAGCUUAAUGUUCAGUACUAAACAGUAAAUGAAAGGUCAGUCCAACAUGUUAACUGUCAUGGAAUAGUAAACACUACUUUAAUUGCUUCUUGCAGCCAGCUUGGAUUUUUGGUGUGUCUGUUGUCAUGUUUUGAGCAGCAUGGUCCAGAGCCUUGUCCUGAUUACCUCCCCCCGGUCAAAUGACAAAGCCUCAAAUUAAAGGAUAAACUUUAUGCCGGGGCUUUUCAGGCAGCACACGGGGAGUUUGUGCUUUGAAUGCUUAAAAGCCAUGCUGGGGAAGAGGUAGGGGUUGUUGAUCUGAUUGGUGCCGAAAUCCGGGUUGAAGUGUAGUUUUGCAUUUUCUUAAGGUUUUUCCUUUCUCGCUCUUUCUGAAGUGCAGAAGUUUAGCAGCUUCUGGUGCACUUUCACACUUACAUGCCCAGCACUAUAGCACAUAGGAAGCAACAUAUACAAAUAAGACAGAAUAUAAAGGGAAAGGGCUGCUACCCAGUUUCCCCAGGCCAGGCUGGUUGAGAGCUCAGUGGUGUCCAGCGUGCCACAUGUGUCAGUGUCAAGACACAACCUGCAGCGUCCCCGGGUUGAAGUUGAUAGGAUUAUCCUUCUGGACUGGCAGCGGUUCUGCCUUGGCUUUUGCAUUUAAAAACCUCUGUGCAGGGAGCGACCUGUUGUGUUGUAGUUAUGCAGGGGUACGUGCGCACAUUGCAGAGUAUGUGCAAUGGCAAAGUCCACUGCUAUAGCUGUAACGCUGCUUUUUUAUGAAUUUGUUAGUAGAAAUCCUGAAAUUGUGCCUUUUGAGCAAAUAUGGCAAAGCAUUUGUUGAAAGAAAAGCUGUAUUUAUAAAUAUGUUGGUGUUGGAACUCACAAAGUAAUUCUGCUGUUUCUGUUCUCUGAUUAGUACAAUGUAUGCCUUGUGUUGUCUGAGAUAAACCAACAUUUCAGUUAUUUAAUACUUUUUUUGGUAAUCAAACUUCAAAGCAAGAUUUGUUUCAUGCAAUUAUUCAGGGAAAACGUGUGAACUAAAAAGAAAGGUGGGAGGAAUAGGGUUGCAACUUAAUUUACCUGAUAGAAGUUAGGCAAGGAGAAGCUCCAACAUUUUACAUAAUGUUGCAAGAAAGAAAAGGACAGCAAGCGAUCGUCCUGAUUUCAUCCUGGGCUUCAAAACUAGAGGGGAAAGGGAGCCUUACAGAUGCGGUGCAUUUGUAUUGACUUGUUCUGAUCAUCACUUUAUUGGCCGUGAUCACCAGAGCACGUUUUGGCUCGUCUGUUUUCCCCUAACCCUGCUGAGCCAGUUCUUUCCUCAGUGACUAGGGGUGCCUGGGGUAAGCCUGGCCACGCCGCCGGAGGAUUCGUAGGAAAAUGGCCUUAGCAACUUCUAGCUGAGACUGACACAGUCCAUUUGAAGUGUGUGAGAAAGCGGCGACCUGGCCCUGGGCACUUUGGUUGGUAAUGGUGAGGUAGAGGUGAGGGAUGUGAUUACGUGGUGUUCAGGUGGGGGUGAAAGUCCCCGUAAGGACAUUAAGUGCAUAUGUCAGCUAUAGGUUCAAAUGAAAAGCAAAGUUGCUCUGCUCUGCAGACCAUCAUUUCUUGUCUCCAGUGGUGAGACCUGCCCUCAGUGUGCCAAAGAGGGAAGAAUAUGCUUUUUUCCUCCUUCUUACUCUUCCCUUGCACAAAUACGUAGGAGCCUGAGCUAAGGACAGUUAAUCCCAUUCUUGGAACCGGGAUUAUUUAUAGGCUGGGUUAGCACUGAAAGACUCCACUGUUUUCUUUUUAAAAUCAAAUGCUUGUUCUGUGCUGCACGUCAAGUGCAAUCAUUGCUGAAUGAACUGACACGCAAAGCCAAGUUCUCAGCUGAACUGGCGUAGGUCCAUCGAUUUCGGUGGAUAUGCUGAAUUUCAUGCUGGUUGGGAAGCUGGCCCACUGUGUUUGAAAGGGAUGAAAUUAUUUAGACCUCACUUCUUUUCUAAUGUGAUACAGGUCAAAAAAACCCCCUACAUUGUGCAACAAGUAAGAGCAGCACACUGCAGAAUCUGCCUUUCCCUCUUCUCUUUUACCACUGACAAAAACUGUCAUCAUUUUCUGUGAUUUACAAUGUGUGCUUUUUAUAUGGUAUAUCAGCUCUUCAGGAGGACUGACUUAUAAGAAUCAGAUCUGGCAGAUCAGAUUAAUAAUGAUGCAAAUGCAAAAUGUUGGCCGCUGAUGAGUUGUUGUCAUAAAUGCUUGCCACGAUCUUUUUUUUUUUUUUUUUUUUUUUGUCCAGUAUUUCGCUUGUAGGAAAUUCAGCUGAGGAUUUGUGUUGGAACUGUGCCUGUCCUGAUUAAACUGGAGAGAGAAAUAA
Messenger RNA from Grus americana (Whooping crane), 7437 nucleotides. RefSeq names its product insulin induced gene 2 (gene INSIG2). Bases 179 to 856 code for a protein of 225 amino acids. Gene Ontology annotation, cellular component: endoplasmic reticulum; SREBP-SCAP-Insig complex. The record is from RefSeq and is a predicted model, not a curated record. Gene Ontology annotation, biological process: cholesterol biosynthetic process; cellular response to insulin stimulus; SREBP-SCAP complex retention in endoplasmic reticulum. NCBI's taxonomy places the organism in Eukaryota, Metazoa, Chordata, Aves, Gruiformes, Gruidae. The transcript is spliced from 6 exons.